AUGUGCUAGAAAAAUAUGCAAUAUUCUAGAAUUUGUAAAAGUAAUAAGAAAUUAAUUAUUAUAUUAACAUAUUAAUUUUCUAAAUAUUUAUAUUAUAUUUAUAUUUCACGAAUAUAAUUUUUGAAAUAAAUAAGGAUUGAUGCAACUUGAUGUAACUCGAAACUUAAUAUCGAUAAUAUUAUCGCAUUCCUAAUCAGCGCGAAUACAAGGGAAUAUAUAUCUCUUGUUUUAUUUUUAAAAAUAUUGACUUUAUAAUAAAAUCUUGUAUCUUUCCCUUUAUUAAAGAUCAAAGAUUUAAAUAAAAUUAUCAUCUUAUUGAACAAUGGCUCACAUUUUCGGCAUAAAACACUCGUCAUAAAAUGACGAUGAUUCGAUGAUUUGGUUAUGCUUGUUGAAUUACGUACAAUACGGCAUGCGCUCGAAGAAAAGCAAUGUCGAAUUUUUAGUUUGUUCUUUCAUAUCUGCGUGACACAUUGUCUACAUACAGUGUAUCUUAUGUAAAAUGGCAUACAUGGAAAAAUUACCUGUAUUAGAAGGAGCAAGAGUAAUUGUUAUAGAUGAAGGAUUAGAUGUAAUGUAUGCAGGAACGUUAAUAACUGGAUGGCUGCAUGCAUGGAAGGAGAAGGAUCCUAAUUAUAGUAUAGAUUUAUUAUCAUUUUCUGAUCCAAGACUUUGGUACGACAACGAACCUAUACCACUUACAUCCAAAAAUAUACAUUUACAUGAUUAUUAUACUGUAGAUGUAAACAAAGUUGCAAAGAGAGAUUUGGAAAAUCUUGAAUAUAUACUUAAAACUGUCAAGUUGAAACCUCGGAAUAUAAUUAUUGUCAACUGCUUGAGUUCCUUAAUUCUCAAUGUAGGUCUAGCAAAGGCUCUAUGGUUCAUAGAAAAAUUAAGUAAGCAGGUGUCGCAACUUAUAUGCAUCUAUCGGAGAGAUAUUAUAUGGAAAGUUCCUGCAAUUGAAACUUUGGGUACUACUUAUGUUAAGCUGGAGAAAUUUACCGGUAUUAGCUCUAUAAAUAAUUUAAUUUACACUGCAAGGCUCACCCAUAGAAAAUUGGGUGGUUCCAUAAUAUGUCAAACAGAAAUAAUAAAACAGGAGAGUACAUCUUAUCUGAUUAAUGCUGAAAAAAUUACGAUAAAUUCUCGCAAGUCAGAAGCAAAUGGAAGUCAACCAGUGAAAAUUGAGUCAUCGUUUAGAAUAGAAAUGAAUGCUCGAGAAAUGGAACAAAGAAACAAAACACCUUUACCUUAUACUCUUAAUACAACAAAUACAUCCAGAGUAUUUUAUCACCCGGAUGAUGUAGAUGAUAUAGAUGAGGACGAUCCUGAUGAUGAUCUGUGUUUCUGAAUUUAUAAAAAUUCAGAGCUAUAGAUAGAAUAUAUGAUUAUAAUAAUACAUAUUUUUUAUAAAAUAAAACUGUUCUAUUUUAUAAAUUUUGUUGUUAUCCAAAUAUUUUUUUGUUCAAUAUAUAUUUUACAAUAAUGAAAA
Molecule: messenger RNA, 1492 nt
Organism: Cataglyphis hispanica
Lineage: Eukaryota; Metazoa; Arthropoda; Insecta; Hymenoptera; Formicidae
Gene: Elp5
Exons: 3
Coding region: 503-1351 (282 amino acids)
Biological process (GO): tRNA wobble uridine modification
Cellular component (GO): nucleus; elongator holoenzyme complex; cytosol
Molecular function (GO): tRNA binding
Source: RefSeq, a predicted model, not a curated record